CGGAACGCAGGCUUCCUGCUAACACACUAGUAAAGGCUAGCAAAGGAAAGGAGGGACUGGAAGAGUGAAACAUCUCCUGCUCCAACUUCCUCUGUGUCUCCCUUCGUCUGUUGGACGAGUGUGAGGCUGUUUACAGUAUCUCUGUUGUUGUUUGGCGAAUACAAAGAACUAAGAUCGACUUGGGUCUGCCAAGAUGGGGAGAUUUUCAAUACCCAUGAUGCUUUUCAUGCUAUUAUGCUGCUUGGCAGCUCGUACUGAAGCAGUUUACGUGAAAUACAAAGACCCAAAACAGCCUUUGGGCGCUAGAGUCAAGGACCUCAUGAGUCGCAUGACUCUUGCCGAAAAGAUUGGCCAAAUGGUGCAGAUCGAGCGCACCGUUGCCACGCCCGAUGCGAUGAAGAAGUAUUUCAUUGGGAGUGUUUUGAGUGGUGGAGGGAGUGUACCGGCUCCGGAGGCCUCUGCCGAAGCUUGGGUCAACCUGGUGAAUGAGAUCCAAAAGGAGUCUUUAUCAACCCGCCUUGGGAUUCCGAUGAUUUACGGGAUUGAUGCUGUCCACGGUCAUAACAACGUCUACAAGGCCACUAUUUUCCCCCACAAUGUUGGGCUUGGAGUGACCAGGGAUCCUCAACUUAUCAAGAAGAUUGGAGAUGCAACGGCCCUUGAAGUUAGAGCUACAGGAAUUCCUUAUGUUUUUGCUCCAUGUAUUGCGGUAUGCAGGGACCCAAGAUGGGGUCGGUGCUACGAAAGUUAUAGUGAGGACCCAAAAAUUGUUCAAGCAAUGACUGAGAUCAUACCUGGUUUGCAAGGAGAUAUCCCUGCAAAUUCUCGAAAGGGUGUUCCCUUUGUUGCUGGAAAACAAAAGGUUGCGGCCUGUGCCAAGCACUUUGUGGGAGAUGGUGGCACAACCAAAGGCAUUGAUGAGAAUAAUACUGUGAUCAAUGGAAACGGAUUGUUCAGUAUUCACAUGCCUGCUUACGCUAACUCCAUCAGCAAGGGUGUUGCAACAGUCAUGAUAUCGUACUCAAGCUGGAAUGGGAAGAAGAUGCAUGCUAAUGGUGAUCUUGUCUCUGGUUUCCUAAAGGGAAAACUAAAGUUCAAGGGUUUUGUCAUCUCAGAUUGGCAGGGUAUUGACAGGAUUACCUCCCCUCCUCAUGCUAACUAUUCAUACUCUGUUCAAGCUGGAGUUAGUGCUGGAAUUGACAUGAUCAUGGUCCCAUACGACUUUACAGUGUUCAUUGAUGAGCUAACCAAUCAGGUGAAGAACAAUAUUAUCCCAAUGAGCAGGAUCGAUGAUGCUGUGAAGAGAAUCUUGAGGGUUAAAUUUGUCAUGGGACUCUUUGAGAAUCCACUAGCUGAUCUCAGUCUUGUCAGCCAACUCGGUAAUAAGGAACAUAGAGAAUUGGCAAGGGAGGCUGUACGAAAAUCACUUGUACUAUUAAAGAAUGGAAAAUCUGCUGACAAGCCCUUGCUUCCCCUCCCCAAGAAAACGCUAAAGAUACUAGUUGCCGGUAGUCAUGCUGACAACUUGGGCUAUCAAUGCGGAGGCUGGACGAUUGAGUGGCAGGGCCGUAGUGGCAAUGAACUCACUAUUGGUACGACAAUUCUGAAUGCCUUGAAAAAUACAGUUGAUCCUACUACCCAGGUUGUCUACAGUGAGAACCCUGAUGCAGGAUUUGUCCAGUCCAACAAAUUUUCAGUCGCCAUUGUUGUUGUGGGUGAGCCCUCGUAUGCAGAAAUGUAUGGCGAUAGCUUCAAUCUAACUAUACCAGAACCAGGGCCAAGCACUAUAAACAAUGUGUGUGGGGCUGUCAAGUGCGUUGUGGUAGUGAUCUCUGGCCGCCCUGUUGUGAUCCAGCCCUACCUGGCAAAGAUUGAUGCACUUGUUGCUGCUUGGCUUCCUGGAACUGAAGGUCAAGGCGUUGCUGACUUAUUAUUUGGUGACUAUGGAUUCACUGGCAAGCUCGCUCGUACGUGGUUCAAGACAGUGGACCAGCUCCCAAUGAAUAUUGGUGACUCACAUUAUGACCCUUUAUUUCCUUUUGGAUUUGGCUUGACAACUAAAGCUACCAAUACCUAGGAUUUUUCACAAGUCCUGUAUGAAAUUAUCUACAAAGAAAACUAGGGUUUAAUUUGCCCAAUUUUCUUAAUCAAUCCAAGCUUCUUCUCUCUUGUAGUGGUUGGGUUUUACUCAAUUCUUCCAACCUAUUUCCGUCAUAUCAGCUUGAAUGCAACCAAAAUUUUUUA
Messenger RNA from Carya illinoinensis, 2244 nucleotides. Its product is annotated as beta-glucosidase BoGH3B-like. NCBI's taxonomy places the organism in Eukaryota, Viridiplantae, Streptophyta, Magnoliopsida, Fagales, Juglandaceae. Gene Ontology annotation, biological process: glucan catabolic process. Gene Ontology annotation, molecular function: beta-glucosidase activity. The coding region runs from base 194 to 2077 and encodes 627 amino acids. The record is from RefSeq and is a predicted model, not a curated record. The transcript is spliced from 10 exons.